AACGAAUCAAAAAAAAAAAAAAGUGCCGCCGUCAUCUUCUAUUCUUCUCCCCUUCCAAUUCCAUAAACCCCUAAUCCUCACCUGAAACCCCUACCACACUAGUACCAUUACGGCAUUACAAGUUAAACAACCCAGCCGCCACCGCCGCCUCUCCUCCGCCGGCCCCCCGUGCCCAGCCAGAAGAGCCCGCAGGCCGCAGCCGCCUCGCCCAGCGCCGCAAGCACGCAGGACCAGCUCUGCUCUGCGCCGCGCCUGACCCCGCCCUCAGACGCAUUGGAAUCUCAGACUAAGGUAGGAUGGAUGCAGCAGUAGCGAAGGUUAUGGGCAUGACAUGGUAUCGUGGUCAAUUUUCCCAGUUGCAGAACCGGGCAUUUAGAAGUUGCCAACCUCGAAUCUGUUUAAAGUGUCCAUCUGUACAGGCUGACAGAUCCAAAUGUUCUUCCAUGAGAGCUGGGAUAUCAUGUACUCUGAAAUUAAAGUCAGUAUAUCCACUACAAAGUUGUGCUAGGGUUCCAUCCUCUUUCUCUACCUCUAGAGCCAUGACACCUUUUGGAUGUGAGCUUUCCAACUCUGGGAUGCCCACAAAUGUUUCCUUUUAUGGGUUAGUAGGUAGACCAUGGCCGACUUGUUAUGCUAGUAGUAGCAUCAGCAGGUCAUAUUCCCAAAUAGCAAAGGCGAGUACACGGAAUCGUAUUAUUACAAUGGAAGGAGGGAGCAGUGGGAAGAAUAGUCCAGUCAAUACAUUUAAUAAGCGUCGAAAGUCGCCAAAGGCUUUUGCUGCUCAGAAAGGAAAUGCAGCCUCUAAGGAGGAAUUGGCUGUCAGCAGUUCUAGUGGCAAAUCAGCAGCUGUGGAAUAUGAUGACCCCUCCUCUUUAAAGGACCAAAUUGUAAAGGAUAAAAAGAACUCUAUAGUUGACAACGGUGGCAGAGAAAAACUGAAGCGGUCAAGAAAGAAUAAAACACAAAGUCAAUCAUCAAGUGUUAGUGCAUCUACUGAAGCUGCAGAGAUGCCAGAUAGCUCCACAAACAUAUCUGGAGCCAAGGAGAUUGGAAAAAGCAAAAGCAAAAGCAAACAGUCUCACGUAUCCCCAGAGGUACAGUCUAAUCUGACGGUAGCAGAAGUGGUUGAUGGCGUUGAUACAACCAAGACCGUUCAAAAGAAAGUGAAGAGGAACUCUGCUAGAAAUAAGAAACCUAGUUCACCUUCCCCAACUUCUUGUCUGAUCACUAAAACAAAGUCUCAAGGCGGAAAGGCUUGGCCUCAGUUAUAUCCACCUAUUAGUAAAUCUGUUGUAGUGGUCGAGUCAGUCACGAAGGCAAAAGUUAUUCAAGGGUACCUUGGUGAAAUGUAUGAAGUCCUCCCUAGUUAUGGCCAUGUAAGGGAUUUGGCUGCAAGAUCAGGAUCAGUACGACCUGAUGAUGACUUCAGUAUGGUGUGGGAAGUGCCAUCUCCCGCCUGGUCUCAUCUUAAGAGUAUUAAGGUUGCAUUAAGUGGAGCAAAAAACCUUAUUCUUGCCUCAGACCCUGAUCGUGAGGGAGAGGCUAUUGCCUGGCACCUAAUUGAGAUGUUGCAGCAACAGGAUGCACUUCGUGAAGAUGUCAGCAUUGCUAGGGUUGUUUUCAAUGAAAUAACUGAAUCAUCCAUCAAAAGUUCUCUCCAAGCUCCACGGGAGAUAGAUGCUGAUUUGGUGCAUGCUUAUCUUGCCCGGCGUGCUCUUGAUUACUUGAUUGGCUUCAAUGUUUCUCCUCUACUUUGGAGGAAACUACCUGGUUGCCAGUCUGCUGGACGUGUCCAGUCUGCUGCUUUAGCUCUCAUAUGUGAUCGGGAAAAGGAGAUAGAUGACUUUAAAUCCACAGAGUACUGGACUAUUGAUGCUCACUUCCAGAAAAACAAUCCGUACUCAGCCAACAAUGCCACUGUCACUUCACAUCUAACACAUUUGGAUUACAAAAGGCUGAAUCAGUUGUCAAUCAGCUCCAAUGUGGAGGCAAAAAGUAUUGAAGAGAAGAUAAAUCUAUCCAAGUUUGAAGUGAUUGGCUCUAAAACCAGCAAAACCCGGAGAAAUCCACCCAUGCCCUAUAUAACAUCAACAAUCCAGCAAGAUGCAGCAAACAAAUUGAACUUUGCAGCUUCAUAUACCAUGAAAGUUGCACAAAAGCUUUAUGAGGGAGUUGAAUUAUCAGAUGGCAAGGCUACAGGACUGAUAACUUACAUGAGAACUGAUGGCUUACACUUGUCCGAUGAAGCUGCAAAGAGCAUUCAAAACUUUGUUGUUGAAAAAUAUGGACCGAAUUUUGCUACAAAGUCUACUCGCAAGUAUUUCAAGAAGGUAAAAAAUGCUCAGGAAGCCCAUGAAGCUAUUAGACCCACCGAUAUCCGCAGAGUACCAUCAAGCCUUGCUGGGGUCCUUGAUGAAGACUCCCUGAAGUUAUAUACUCUUAUAUGGUGUCGGACAAUGGCAUGCCAAAUGGAACCUGCCAUCAUUGAGCAGUUACAAUGUGAUAUUGGAAAUGCCGAUCAAUCCAUUGUUUUUCGUUCUGCAUGCUCAAGGGUUGAAUUUCUUGGAUAUCAGGCUGCUUAUGAGGAUGCUGAAACCAUCAGAGUUAGACAUAGUGACGAUGAUGGUGGCCACCGUAAUGAUGUAUUUGAGGUAUUGAGUAAAUUGAAAUAUGGCCAGCCAUUGUGCUUGACUAGCGUAGAACUUGAUCAACACCAUACACAGCCUCCACCCCGCUACUCUGAGGGGUCAUUAGUAAAAAAGCUGGAGGAACUUGGUAUUGGAAGACCUUCUACAUAUGCAACCACUAUUAAGGUGCUAAAAGAUAGAAAAUAUAUAACAAUGAAAAGCAGGACAUUGAUUCCUGAAUUUCGUGGUCGCAUGGUGUCAGCAUUUCUAUCGCAUUAUUUUUCGGAGGUAACAGAUUACAGUUUUACUGCUGAUAUGGAGGCUGAACUUGAUAAUGUAUCUGGUGGAAUAACUGAAUGGAAAGGCCUUCUGAAAGAUUAUUGGACUAGAUUUAGCAAGUACUGUGAGAGUGCUAGUGGUCUCCACAUCCAUCAGGUUGAGAAAAUGUUGGAAAAAACAUUUGGUGAUUUCUUAUUUUCUUCUCUUCGUGAUGGAAAUAGGACUUGCCCAAGCUGUCUGGCAGGGACAUUGGUCUUCAAAGUUAGCAGGUUUGGUGCAGGAUACUUUAUUGGUUGUGAUCAACACCCAAAAUGCAAGUAUAUUGCUCAAACGCUCUAUGGUGAAGAAAAUGAUGAUGACACUCAGGACCCACAAAAGAGAAACGUGGAGGAGCCAAAGGUGCUUGGCUUACAUCCAGGAUCCGGAGAGAAGAUUCUGUUGAAGUGUGGUCCAUAUGGACACUAUGUGCAGCUUGGUGAAGACAGGAAAGGGCACCCACCCAAGCGAGCGUCACUGGCUCAAAUAAAGGAUGUUGCCUCCAUCACAUUGGAUAUUGCCGUAGACUUGCUGCAGUAUCCAGUGACCUUGGGAAACCACCCAGAUGAUAGCCAACCCGUGAUUCUGAAGCUUGCAAAGGGUGGAUUUUCCAUUAGACACAGACGCACGAUUGCUCCCGUCCCCAAGAAUCUGAAACCGAGUGAGAUAACCUUAGAGAAAGGUUUGGAACUACUAAAUGGUAAAGACGUAAGGAGGUGCGGACGACCGAAGGGAGCAAAGAACGCUGCACCGGCUGAGGCUAUGUAAUAUGUAAGCAUGGCAUGUCUACUCAGGCUAAUCCACAUUGGAAAUCGAUUUAUAGAUAGAAAUACAUUCUUUCCAGGAACUUUGGAAUGUAAUGCUGCCCUGCCCAAUUUUUGUUGGCAAUAAUUUUUGCUAGUGUAACUUAUGUUUUUUCAAUAAUAGUAAUUUUUAUUGCAAGGUAUUGAAGCGUGAGAUUUAAUUUUAUAGAGGACUGAUGAUGUAAACUGAAGUUGAAAUAAUAGUAGCAACUAAUAACUAUAUAGUGGGUAGUUAUUAUUGAUGGAAUAUUAUGGGUAUUUAUUUUUUCA
This is a messenger RNA of Salvia miltiorrhiza (redroot sage), 4015 nucleotides long. RefSeq lists its product as uncharacterized. Gene Ontology annotation, cellular component: chromosome. Gene Ontology annotation, molecular function: DNA binding; DNA topoisomerase type I (single strand cut, ATP-independent) activity. The transcript has 10 exons. The record is from RefSeq and is a predicted model, not a curated record. Gene Ontology annotation, biological process: DNA topological change. Bases 297 to 3710 code for a protein of 1137 amino acids. NCBI's taxonomy places the organism in Eukaryota, Viridiplantae, Streptophyta, Magnoliopsida, Lamiales, Lamiaceae.